AGAUACCAAAAUAGCUAUAGGACCUGAAAUGCAGAGCCUGGAACUAGCUGAGUAGAGAAGUGAGAGCGAGAAGCGGUGGGGCUGCGUGGGAAGCUUGGAAGUAGAAGGAGAGACAGUUCUGAUGAGCCGGACUCGGAAGUGUGGUUGGCGUAGGGGGCUGUGAGGCUGACUGAGGAGACUAAGGGAGGAGUCUGGCAGUGGGAGCCAGCAAGGAGCUGGCUUGUGCAUGAAGAAGACGGAACAGCAGAAUCAGGGUGAGAUCUAAUGGGUGUUUGGGAAGCUGGAAAACGGGAUUUGCUGGGCAAGCUGCCUGGGGAUGAUAUGAGGAAGGCUUUUGGAAGUGAGGUUUCUCUUAGGUGAUUUUCGUCAUUGGAAACCUUGCAUUACACAGAACUCCAUACUGGGUUCUCCCAUCAGAAAACGUCUUCUGAAGAAGCCUUCGGACUUCAUCGUAAGAAAGACAGAUUUCCACUUUAGAGAUCACAUCAUACUCCUUCUUGUGAAAAUAAUAUGAACCAGAAAGUGAUAGUUUUCCUUCUCCCAAAUUUUAUAUUUGGGAUAUUUCUUUUUGGAUUUUUCUGUAAGAGACAAAAAACCCUAACAGGUGCUUUUCCCGAUCCUGCUGAAAAUUGGGUGGCGAUUCAAAAUGGUCGCAAAAGCACACUGGCUUCCGUCUGCCUGAAGAACAACCUUAAUAAAUUAAAAAGUAAAUUGGAUUCUCAUGUUGCAAACCAGCUCUUUGUGGAGCACAAGCAUAAAUUUAUCUACUGUGAGGUGCCCAAGGUAGGCUGCUCCAACUGGAAGAGAACUAUUUUUCUUCUCCAAGCAGACUUGAAUGCAGAAGCUUCUGAAAUUGAGCACGACCACAUCCACCAAACAUCACUGAUCAAAAAGCUGGUGUCUUAUCCUCCUGCCAUACAAAAGGAAUUUCUAAACAAUUACACCAAAGUGAUGUUCACCAGACAUCCCUUGGAACGGCUGGUUUCAGCUUAUAGAGACAAACUUCUGCAUUCUGAGCCGUUCUACAGUAUCACUGUUGCUAACGAGAUUAGGGCAAUGUUCAGGAAAAACAAAAAUUCCUCUGAAAAAGUGAGUUUCCAUGAGUUUGUCAACUUCAUUAUAGCAAAACCGCCAAAUACUCUUGACAUUCACUGGAAACCAAUGUUUCUGCUCUGUGAUCCUUGCAACAUUCACUAUGAUAUUCUGGUUUUGCUGAGGCAGAGGAAGCUGGAAAUUACUCCCAUCAAAGUUGAGGCUAUGCAGAAGGAUGCAGACUCUCUCUUUUUCCUGAAUCAGAACCAUCUCCAGCUACAUGCUUCUCCUGCUUUCUUUGACAGAUCAUGCAGAGAUAGAGGGGAAUAAGAUUUGCUUCAUAACUCACUUCUACAUGGUAGAGCUCUCCAGAGCUCUAAGUAUAUCUGAAGCUGUAACUAUAUCUAAAAAUACUUUAGUUUUCUGAAACCACCAGCCAGCCUAGGAAAACUCUGAAGAAAUUAUACUGACAGAGUUUGAUAGGUGUCUUUGCUGUCAGCACUCUAGUGUUAACACCCCCCUCCAGUUCCUUGCUGUUAGAUGUCAGUGGCUUUCUGUUCUUAUUUCCUCUUUCACACAGGAUCACGUAUUCUUCCCACAGCGGUGACAGAAAACUGAUGGCUAAUUCAUUCAUCACAAGUGCUAGUCAGUAACAAAAGUGUAUCUAUUGAAGCAGAAAAGUCCCCUAUUCACAAGGGACUUUGAGUUUUGACAUUUGCCAGUAGGAAACUGUAAGUAGCACAUUGCCUUGAAUCACUGGCUGCUGUAAUGCAGGUGUGGUUCUGAACAAAAAAAAAACUGCAGAGGACAUGUGCGUGCAUGUGUGCACAUAUUAACAACAGUUUUAGGAAACAGCAACAUACAAGAAUGGUAUAAAUUGUGGAUUAUCAACAGUAACAAAAUGAAAAUAAUGGGUUGAUAUCUGUCGGAAAAUAGAAAAAAAUGCAUUCUUGAUAUUGUAAUGUAGUAAAAAUUGAUGUUGGCUCUGGACAUUGUCCUAGUCAGCCCACGAGAAUUGCAAGACACCUGUAAACUUUAUGAUGAAAAUUAUAAGAUGACUGUCUCUUUGUGGCCUGGGAGAGAGAUUUCCUGUACUGUCUUCCCCAGAAGUGCACUGCCCAGAACAAGGCUCUAAACUGAGCUGGGCUCCUUCCUGGCUUUUGCCCAGAGAAGAACCUCCAGUGGAGCUUCUUUCCUUUGGAUGCUAACUCGGAGUAAUAUUUUCCUGGGAGAAAAAUGGGUGCUUGCUGUUGGGAGCAAGGGUGUAGGCAGCGUGGAAAGGCUCAGGGGUCCUGGGGUGGAUUUGAAGGGGUAGGGAGUGCCACAAUUCGUCUUCAGAUUUAUUAUUAUAUGCCUGUGAUAUGACUAUUGUUAUAUUUCAUUGCUAAUUACCUUAAUAAACUGUAGUGAGUUAACAUAUUAA
Molecule: messenger RNA, 2455 nt
Organism: Pseudopipra pipra
Lineage: Eukaryota; Metazoa; Chordata; Aves; Passeriformes; Pipridae
Product: carbohydrate sulfotransferase 9-like
Exons: 5
Coding region: 511-1362 (283 amino acids)
Biological process (GO): proteoglycan biosynthetic process; carbohydrate biosynthetic process
Cellular component (GO): membrane
Molecular function (GO): sulfotransferase activity
Source: RefSeq, a predicted model, not a curated record